AUGUCCAAAGUGCCUGUCCCUUCCCACUUCAAGAGCACAGCUGCCACCACUCCUGGCACCUGUGGUUAUGGCUUCCAGAGCCCCCUCAAUGCCCGUGAAGCCCUGAGGGCGGCUGAGCUCUCCUGGGCAGUGUUCCCCAGCGGGGAGGGCCCCUGCCUGCCCUUCCUUUGCUGCCGCAGCAAGCUGAAGGGCCCCCCCUCGCCCUCGCCCUCCCGCUGGGGCUUCUCCCGCUGGGCCUUGGCACCAGGGUUGGAUCUAGGGAGGGGCAACGGGGGGCGCCUGACCUCGAGCGGUGGGCAGACGGGGGUGGCAGCGCCGCCGCUUUUGCUGGCGGUGAGCUCUGCCCUUCUUAGCUUUGCACGUCUUUUCUUUCCGACCUCUGCAGUCUGUGAGAGCAUGGUCAUUCGCACGGAUGUCUCCCAGUUGCAGAAGCUGGAGAACUGCACCGUCAUCGACGGCAACCUGCAGAUCCUUCUGAUGUCCACCACCAGCAGCGAGCACUUCCGGCGCCUUCGUUUCCCCCGCCUGGUCAUGAUCACGGAGUACCUGCUGCUCUUCCGGGUCUACGGGCUGGAGAGUUUGCGCGACCUCUUCCCCAACCUCUCUGUCAUCCGUGGGACCAGCCUCUUCUUCAACUAUGCUCUGGUGAUCUUUGAAAUGCCCCAUCUGCGUGACAUCGGCCUCCACAGCCUGACCAACAUCUUGAACGGUUCUGUGUACAUCGAGCGCAACCAGGAGCUCUGCCACAUCUCCACCAUCGACUGGGGGCUGCUGCAGCCCCAUUCGUUGGAGCAGAACAUCAUCUUGCGCAACAAGCCUGCGGAGGAGUGUGCAGACGUGUGCCCGGGGAUCCUGGACGUGGAGAAGCCCUGCGUCCAGACCCAGACCAGCACUGAUGGCCGGAUGGAGUACCGCUGCUGGACCUCCAGCAACUGCCAGAAAGUGUGCCCGUGCAAAGGAGGAGCGGCCUGCACCAGCUCGGGCGAGUGCUGCCACCCCGAGUGCUUGGGCAGCUGCAGCCGGCCCUGGGACAACCAGGCCUGCGUUGCCUGCCGCCACUUCUACUUCAACGGCCUCUGCCUGCGCUCCUGCCCAGACCUCACCUACCAGUAUGAAGGGUGGCGCUGCGUGACGGCCGAGCACUGCGCCAGCCUGCGCAAGGUGUCCGAGAAUCCCCGGGAGUCCUCCAAGUUCGUCAUCCACCAGAAGGAGUGCCUCUCGGAGUGCCCCUCCGGCUACCAGACGAACGAGAGCAGCAUCGUCUGCCACCCGUGCGAGGGCCUGUGCCCCAAGGAGUGCAAAGUGGGCACCAAGACCGUGGACUCCACGCGGGCAGCGAAGGACCUCUCUGGCUGCACGCUGGUCGAGGGCAACCUGAUCCUGAACAUCCGCCGGGGGGACAACCUGGCCUCUGAACUGCAGCGCAGCCUGGGGCUGAUUGAGACCAUCACCGGCUUUCUGAAGAUCAAGCACUCUUUCGCCCUCAUCUCCUUGUCCUUCUUCAAGAAUCUCAAGCUCAUCCGGGGGGACUCCAUGGUGGACGGGAAUUACACUCUGUAUGUUCUGGACAACCCCAAUCUGCAGCAGCUGUGGGACUGGAACCACCACACCCUCUCCAUCCCUGUGGGCAAGAUGUACUUUGCUUUCAACCCGAAGCUCUGCCUCUCAGAGAUCUAUCGCAUGGAAGAGAUCACAGGGACGAAAGGCAGGCAGAACAAAGCGGAGAUCAAUCCCCGGACCAACGGUGACAGAGCAUCCUGUAAAACCCAGACCCUACGCUUUCUCUCCAACAUCACCGAGUCGGACCGCAUCAUCCUGAAAUGGGAGCGCUACCAGCCUCCGGAGUAUCGAGACCUCCUGAGCUUCAUUGUCUACUACAAGGAAUCGCCCUUCCAGAACGCGACGGAAUAUGUGGGCCAGGAUGCCUGUGGGGCCAACAGCUGGAACGUGGUGGACGUGGACCUUCCGCUGAACAACGACCAGGAGCCGGGCGUAGUUCUGCAGAACCUCAAGCCCUGGACCCAGUACGCCAUCUUUGUGCGGGCCAUCACCCUCACCACCGCCGAGGAGGGGCGCAACUACGGGGCCCAGAGCGAGGUGGUCUACAUACGCACCAUGCCUGCAGCUCCGACGGUGCCGCGGGAUGUCAUCUCCAUGUCCAACUCGUCCUCCCACCUCAUCGUGCGGUGGAAGCCCCCCACCCAGCCCAACGGCAACUUCACCUACUACCUGGUCUUGUGGCAGCAGCUGGCGGAGGACUCCGAGCUAUACGUCAAUGACUACUGCCACAAGGGCCUCCGGUUGCCCACCAGCAGUGCCGACACCCGCUUCGACACGGACAGCAGCGAGGGGCUCAAGGGGUCUGAGGAGGAGCACUGCUGCCCCUGCCAGAGUCCCGUGGGGCAGCCCCCCCUGAGGCCAGAGUCCUUCCAGAAGACAUUUGAGAACUUCCUGCACAACUCCAUCAUCAUGCCCAGGUCGCCCUGGAAAGUGAUUGCCGUGAACAAGAACUCUUACAGUCGGUACCGGAUGCCCAAGAGGCGUAGGGACACCAUGGCACUGAUAACCGGGUUUGGCCACGUCUUUGCCAACACAUCCUCUCCAGAGACUCUCGGGAAUGCGCCCCACCUGAACCGCACGGGAACCGACUCUAAAGCCGAGACAGAAUUUCGCAUCUUUGAAGAUAAAGUGGUUCGGGAUCGGACCGUAAUUUCUCACCUGCGCCACUUCACAGAGUACCGCAUCGACAUCCACGCCUGCAACCAUGCGGCACAGACCGUGGGCUGUAGCGCCGCCACCUUUGUCUUUGCCAGGACCAUGCCAGAGCCUCACGCAGACAAUAUUCCUGGCAACAUGACCUGGGAGCCGGCCAGCAAGAACAGCGUUCACCUGAGGUGGGAGGAGCCCAAGAACCCCAACGGCCUCAUCCUGAAGUACGAGAUCAAGUACAGCCGGGAGAACGAGAAAGUCAUUGCUGUGGUGUGCGUUUCCCGACACCGCUAUUCGCGAUAUGGAGGCUACCACCUUGCUCUGCUCCAGCCGGGGAACUAUUCUGCCAAAGUUCGAGCCACUUCCUUGGCGGGGAAUGGUUCGUGGACUGGACUCAUCAAGUUUUACAUACCUGGGCCAGUAGAGGAAGAGGAGCCCGGCAACUUCUACAUGCUGCUGACCCUCAUGCCGGUCGUCCUGAUGGUGGCCCUCACCUCCCUGGCCGUCUUCGUCUUCUUAUACAACAAGAAAAGGAGCAACGACGGAUACCCCACUGGCACAAUUUACGCCUCCGUCAAUCCUGAGUACUUGAGUGCCUCAAACAUGUACGUCCCGGAUGAAUGGGAGGUGCCCCGGGAGAAUAUCCGGGUGCUGCGGGAGCUGGGCCAGGGCUCCUUCGGGAUGGUCUACGAAGGGAUCGCCAAGGACCUCGAGCAGAAGGGCCAAGAGACCCGAGUCGCCCUGAAGACGGUCAACGAGUCAGCCACCCUCAGGGAGAGCAUCGAGUUCCUCAACGAGGCCUCUGUGAUGAAGGCCUUCCGGUGCCACCAUGUGGUCCGACUCCUUGGCGUGGUGUCCCAAGGGCAGCCAGCUCUGGUCAUUAUGGAACUGAUGACUCGAGGAGACCUGAAGAGUUACCUCCGUUCGCUCAGACCAGAAGCAGAGAAUAACCCUGGCCUGCCUCCCCCCUCGCUGAAGGACAUGAUCCAGAUGGCUGGUGAAAUCGCUGACGGCAUGGCCUACCUGAAUGCUAAGAAGUUUGUUCAUCGGGACCUUGCUGCCCGCAACUGCAUGGUGUCCGAAGACUUCACCGUGAAGAUUGGAGAUUUUGGCAUGACCAGAGACAUCUACGAGACGGACUAUUACCGCAAAGGUGGGAAAGGUUUGCUGCCCGUCCGCUGGAUGGCCCCGGAGUCCCUGAAGGACGGGAUCUUCAAUGCGCAGUCAGACAUCUGGUCGUUCGGGGUGGUGUUGUGGGAGAUCACGACGCUCGCAGAGCAGCCCUACCAGGGCCUGUCCAACGAGCAGGUCCUGCGCUUCGUCAUGGACAACAGCGUGCUGGAGAAACCGGAGACCUGUCCUGAGAAACUCCACGAACUGAUGAGCUGGUGCUGGCAGCAGAACCCCCGCCUGCGCCCCUCCUUCAUCCAGAUCCUGGAGAGCAUCAAGGACGACAUGAGCGCCAGUUUUCACACGCACGCCUUCUUCUACAGCGCGGAGAACAAGCGCCGCGGCUCCUGGGAGACGUCAGAGACUGAGAUGGAUCAGCUGCUGGAGGCGGAGGAGAUGCCCGGCUUGACGCCACCCCCAGACCCCCUGCCCAACAGCAUGCCCCUGCUCGCCCUGGGCCCGCACAGAGACCCCGGCCAGCCGACAAACUUCAGCCACACGAACGGGAAGCCCCGGCUCUGA
Euleptes europaea (tarantolino) is the source of this 4401-nucleotide messenger RNA. It is a transcript of the gene INSRR, whose product is annotated as insulin receptor related receptor. Gene Ontology annotation, molecular function: insulin receptor activity; phosphatidylinositol 3-kinase binding; ATP binding. The record is from RefSeq and is a predicted model, not a curated record. Gene Ontology annotation, biological process: regulation of JNK cascade; glucose homeostasis; protein autophosphorylation. The coding region runs from base 1 to 4401 and encodes 1466 amino acids. The transcript is spliced from 24 exons. Gene Ontology annotation, cellular component: insulin receptor complex; membrane; axon. Lineage: Eukaryota; Metazoa; Chordata; Lepidosauria; Squamata; Sphaerodactylidae.